This is a messenger RNA of Helicoverpa zea (corn earworm), 480 nucleotides long. RefSeq lists its product as uncharacterized. NCBI's taxonomy places the organism in Eukaryota, Metazoa, Arthropoda, Insecta, Lepidoptera, Noctuidae. The transcript has 2 exons. The coding region runs from base 1 to 480 and encodes 159 amino acids. The record is from RefSeq and is a predicted model, not a curated record.
AUGGUCGUAAAGUACGUGGAAGUAGUAAUGCAACUCUGCAGUAUAGGGUUAGUGAUUGCUGGGGCCGGACUUUGGGCGGGAGCAGGGGUGGAUGCAAGACCUCGAUUCAGAGACGAACAGACUCUAGUCGGUGGCACGAUAUGGAGUCAAAUAAUUAUACCUAUAGGACUAAUGAUAUCCAAGAUUGUGGAAGAGCACAUUGACAAUUUUGUUCAAGGCUUUUAUUUGAUAACAGGAAUCACUCUUUUGUGGGCAACUGGAAUCGUUUUGAUAAUACAUGAAGUAAAAUGCCAAAGAAGGUCUCGACGUCGUAAUGUAACCCAGCCACCGCCGCCGCGCACCCAUCACGGCCGUGGACAACCUAUGUCAGGGGGAAGUGACGAUACCUUUGACAAAGUCUACUAUGCAAUAGGAGUAGUAUGCCUCGUUGCUGGUAUACUGAAGUUGAUUGAACUCGUCUUUAUUCUAACGUCUAGUUAG